This is a messenger RNA of Suillus paluster, 1113 nucleotides long. RefSeq lists its product as uncharacterized. Lineage: Eukaryota; Fungi; Basidiomycota; Agaricomycetes; Boletales; Suillaceae. The transcript is spliced from 5 exons. Bases 1 to 1113 code for a protein of 370 amino acids. The record is from RefSeq and is a predicted model, not a curated record.
AUGUCCCGCCUGGUGUCAUAUCUCUUUUUGAAUGCUGCAGACAAUCAUCUGCUUACCCCAGUUGUGGAGUCUUACCCUCUCAAUGAGCUUCGUCUGGCAGCCACCAUGCAUAUGUAUCCACCCCAGCCUGCUGCCUCAGCUAGUUUAGAUUCUCAUCCAUCAGUAACCAUGUCUUCAACCACUACAUCAGUCGUCGUCGAGUUCACAAUGGUAUUAUUUGAUAAUGCCAGGGAGCCUGCUCGGAGGAAGAGAGAUGAUGAUGACCAGCGGCUUCAGAUGACAUUGGGUCUGCAUGAAGCACAACAAGAAGCCCGUAUAGAACGAGACACACUAUUGGCUGAGAAAGACGCUCUCUUUCAAUACAAGGCUAGGGUCACCAGAGAGAAGUUGUUGGCUGAGAAAGAAGCCGAGUUAGCCCGCUUUUCUUCCGAGUAUAGCAGCAAGAUAGCUUCAUUGGAUAGUCAAAUGCAACAGGCAAACACCACAAGGUCCCUCCCCUCCCCUGCAUGGUGCCAUCUUGUAGGCAAAAGACCUGUCACCACAUGCACGAAUAUUGUUGGGUUUUCGAUAAUUUCUGACGCAAGUUCAGAAUCUGAUGGAGAUGAGGAACCUCAGAUUGGCAUUGGGGGUGAUGCUGCACCCCCCCUUACUUCACUAUUAGCCGAUGUUCCGAUUCAGAAUGCUACUGUUGGCAUGCUUGUUGAGGCGCUUGCAAAGGCCAAUGUGCAGGAGCUAUUUCACAUGGCAUUCCAUUUCGCAAAAGAUGAUGAGUAUAUGCUUCAUGUCACUGCAUUGUGUGAAGCCAUAUCGUCUUUCAUGCACAGAUCGGGCAUGGGCCCUGAUCCUCUCGAAUUGCAGUGGGAUAUGACAACCACACACAACUCCAAGUGGAACCAAAAAGUAAUUGACAUUCUCUGCUCCCAGUAUACUUCCUUGCUUGAGAAGAACCAAUGGACCUCAAGAUCCCGUCAGUCCAUCAUGGAAAAUAUUACCAAUAAAUUCAAUCAAUGCCGCAAGUGCUGGAGAAAAGCGCAGCCUCGUGUGCUCAGCGAUGGCAUUCGUGAGACUAUGCAAGAAAUAGGAGAUAGACUCGUGGAUCAGACCAACAAGUGA